Molecule: messenger RNA, 2442 nt
Organism: Hyla sarda
Lineage: Eukaryota; Metazoa; Chordata; Amphibia; Anura; Hylidae
Exons: 4
Coding region: 538-1911 (457 amino acids)
Biological process (GO): symbiont-mediated killing of host cell
Molecular function (GO): toxin activity
Source: RefSeq, a predicted model, not a curated record
AUCACCCAUUUGCCAUAGACUUCAAUGUUAAAUUUAUAUCUGUUUCUAUUCUGUUAUUUUUGAUGAGAGAAUAAAUACUGCGUGCAGCGAAAAAUGGAACAGGAAGAAAACAGGUGCGAACGGGUGAUAAAAGGAUUGUAAAAAAUCCCAUUGAUCAAUGGGAUUAUUUUACAGCUGUUAACAACCCAUCUGGAAAAUGAUCAAACGGAUUGCAGAACGGGCAUUUAUUAACCAGAGCAGACGGCCGUGUGAACGAGCCCUAAGGGGUCAUUAGACUUAAUCCUGGCUUGUCAAUCAUAUGUGGAGCUCUAUAUCAAGAUAAACUUGACAUCCUCUCAUUAAAGUUGCGGUCAUGGAGACAUCAUGGAACCAGUAUGACUUCUUUACAAACUAGGGAUUUAUGGAGAAGAGGCGCACCACCAUGAUGAGGAGGGGAGAGAUAUUUCCUUAAACAAAACAAUCAUUACAGGGGCCCACCACAAUGAUGAUGAGGGGAAAAAUACUUUGUUAAAUUCAACAAUUAUUCCAGGAAGGAAAAUGAGAAGAUCUCCAGGAGGUACAUGGACUUCUAGAAUGAAAAAAGGUUUGGUCACCAUCACAGGAGCGAUUCCACCGGUUGGAGGCGUCCCAAUUGGAAAAAUUAUCGGUUUUCUUUUAAACCUAUUUUGGCCAGAAUCUCAGCCAGAUAUCUGGAGCCUCAUAAAAGACCAAGUAGAAGGAUUGAUAGAUGAAAAAAUCCUUGAAUUUGAACUUCAGGAGAGAAGAAAUGAGAUCCGGGCUAUACAGAAAACCAUGCGGAGUUAUGUAGACGCUCGGAUAAGAGAAAAAGGUUCAUGGAUAUCAACGCUGAUCCAUGCCUGUAAUGAAUUGUUCUACAAGCUAACACAGUCCAAAAACUCUAUGCAGUUCAUCCCCCUAGUGGUCACUCACAGCACUCUGCAUCUACUGAUCCUAAAGGAGAGACUUCUACACGGAAAGGAGAUGUACGUUGAGGACAAUACUGAGGUGUGGAGGAAGGAGCUGGAGGAUCAGAUUUCUUCAUAUAAAGACUUCAUAAAAGACAUUUAUGCCAAAUGGGUUGAAUGGAGAAAAUCCAAAAUCAAUGUAAAAGUAGGUGCUAGUUUUAAUACAUUCAUGCGUUUUAGAUGGGUACAAUAUGUAGAAAUUUAUGAUGAAAUGGGCAAAGAUAGCGUUAAAUAUUACGAUCCUUUUUCUUCUGGUCCCUAUGUACCAGAUCAUUUUAGACCUAUAUGUGAAGGUGUAAAAAGGAAGAUCUUUGGUUUUCGGAAUGGUGAAAUGCUGCAAAUAUUAGUGCCAACCUUCUACCUGGAUAAUUUCAUCCCCGGGAAUGAAGAUAACCCCUCAGUGAUACCGUCAGCCAUGUCUAUAGCUAGCUUUGGCCCCAUUUCACCACAACUUGAUGGAGGAGAUGAAUCCAGUCGUUUAUACUCACCAGAUGAUGAUAACACAGGAGGUGGAGAUGUGACCAGCAUCAAUGUUAGACAAGAUCAUUUUUUUUAUCUCUCUGAGGAAUGGAGUUUUAUUGAAAGCUUCCAGGUAUUCUACAGCACAGGCGCUGGUUCAAUUUACGGAGGUAGUUCUGGCGCAAAGCUUCAUAAAAUUCCCUUAGAUAACAGACGCGUAAAAUCCAUACAGUUUUGUUACGAUGAUUCUAAGCAGGCUGAAGUGACCAUAAGAUUCUCCGAUGGGAACUCUACUGGACCCAUGGGAAUCCGGGCUUGGGGGCCGUUGAGAUGUGUAAACACUGGAGGUAUUGACACCUAUGGUCUGUACAAUAUCCGGGCAGCAGACAAUAAACAUCUAAUAAAUUCUUACACAAAACGCGCUUUUUUCCAGAUCGAGCUAGAUUACAAAGCUUACCCAGUCAGACCUUCUGAACUUCACAACUGACAGACAGAUUUUGUGGAUUUUGUCCAUGAUAGCCGUGUAUUAUAAGGCUUCACAUGCAUAUCCUUUUAUAACAGCUAUAUAUCAUUUACUAGCUGAAUUUGGUUUUGUUUAAUUUACAGAAUAUAUUAGAUCAAGUUUUCAUUAUAUCAGAAGAGUUUGUAUCUAUAGGCGAGAAAACGGAAAUGUAUAUCUAGAUAAAUGAGACCUUCAGAGAUCUCCUUCCGGUUUAUUCUUCACUGUUUUCUUAUCAUUUAGUAUUUAGUGCCCACCUAUCCUACCCUGCCAUGUAGACAUAUGGAAUAAAUAUUGGCCCCCCCAGGCUUGAGCCACCCCAGUUUAGAGCUAGUAACCAACAUUGGCUGAAUACUGAAUACUCGCCUCAGCUAGCCAAGAAAGAAUCCUUUGUAGAGUAUUACCAGGAAAUUAUUACAUUAAUAACAUUACAUUGUAUCAUUUACAUUAUGAUAUAUUAUAAAUAUUACAUUACAAAAAUUAGAUUUCAAUGACCGUUUUCUAAUAAACGCUAUCUGU